Messenger RNA from Scaptodrosophila lebanonensis, 1198 nucleotides. RefSeq lists its product as uncharacterized. Gene Ontology annotation, molecular function: potassium channel regulator activity. Gene Ontology annotation, biological process: regulation of potassium ion transport; regulation of muscle contraction. Gene Ontology annotation, cellular component: striated muscle dense body; plasma membrane. The record is from RefSeq and is a predicted model, not a curated record. The transcript is spliced from 5 exons. The coding region runs from base 29 to 1198 and encodes 389 amino acids. Lineage: Eukaryota; Metazoa; Arthropoda; Insecta; Diptera; Drosophilidae.
UGCCAAAUUUUAAUUAAAUCUAAGCAAUAUGCCGAAUGAGUCGCGUCGUCCAUCACGUGCCUCUCAUGGAGCUGAUUUGAUGGAAGUUGUUGUGCGACCAAAAAAGUAUUAUCGCGUUAGCCAUACGGGCCCGAUUGAUCCAAACCGGACUAAAAUUGUUGUAGAUGUCGGGGAGACGUGGCGCAUACUUAAAAAUGUCGCGGUUCUAUCGAUUGCCAUGAUGACGCAGUACGUGGCAUACCAGGGAACGCUUAAUCUUCAAUCCUCCCUUAAUGCGGAAGGUGGCUUGGGAACCAUUGCACUAUCCGGUAUAUAUUUGUCGAUGGGCGCAUCCUGCCUAGUUCUUCCGACCCUUAUGAUACGUCGGUUGACUUGUAAAUGGACCUUGGUCAUAGGAAUGAUCUGCUUCAUUCCUUAUAUAGGGUUUCAACUAUUUUCGAAAUUCUAUACCUUAAUACCGGCGGGUAUCUUAUUAGGAGUUGCUGCUGCACCCAUGUGGGCUGCACAGGCUACAUAUUUAACUCAAGUCAGUCAGAUCUACGCGAUUUUAAAAGGCUCCAAUGUAGAUGCUGUAAUAACUUUAUUUUUCGGGGUGUUCUUCUUCGCGUGGCAGAAUGCAGAUACAAUAGGCAAUUUGCUUUCCAGUGUAGGUGACAAUUUCAAUUCGUUUAACUGUGUUAAAUUAAAUCACAAAUCAAAAAUCAAUUACGGUUAUUACGACUACGAUUGCGACGAUUUCCAAUCUCUAAACGAGACCAAUACCCCCACCACACUGUUUCCAAAGCUCUGCCGUAACUGCAUGGAGAGCAGCAGCUGUGGCGUUGGCAGUCAACGGAAGUGCGGACUGUGUCCCGGUAUCUGGGACCAAGGCGCCAUGCGCCAUGCGCCCAGCGCCCUGCUGCUUUUGCCAUUUGCCAGUGACUUUUACAAUUCUGUCACCCACCACCGCACGGCUGGGUUGGCUUCAUCAAUAAUGAUGUUAUCAGUUACACAAGGAAACUAUCGCAAUCAGGAAAAAUACGAGAAUCUGACAAAAGAGCUGGCACAGGCGCGUGCCCAUUGGGAGGAGAUCGAUCAUGCCAAGCAUCAAGCUCAAUUGGCUCAAAAACGCAUAGAGGAUACUGCUGAAGCGUCCGAUGGCGAGGAUGACGAGCUGGAAGAUGAUGUUCAGGUGAGCAAUCGACAAAACAGGCCGUAG